Anoplophora glabripennis (Asian longhorned beetle) is the source of this 668-nucleotide messenger RNA. RefSeq lists its product as uncharacterized. NCBI's taxonomy places the organism in Eukaryota, Metazoa, Arthropoda, Insecta, Coleoptera, Cerambycidae. The coding region runs from base 77 to 652 and encodes 191 amino acids. The record is from RefSeq and is a predicted model, not a curated record. The transcript has 4 exons.
GAUUUAUCAUCGAUUAUUCUCUGAUAAGUCCUAGAACUAAAUCAGCACAAUUAGUCAUAAAUUAUUUGAAAUCAAGAUGAAAACAUUGUUGGUUAUUACUGUGCUAUGUAUUUUUAUAAGGAAUGCAUAUGGACAAUCUGACAACUCGAGUUACCCGGCAUUGGACCCCAGUUGGUCUUAUUGUUACGAAUUCACAUGGUUUGGACCGGGUUAUGACAAUGUGACUAGAUACAAUGGUACUUGUUCGGAUUAUCUAGACGAUAGCAGGGCCACUGGCAUUCCCUGCGCAUCACCGAUUGUUAUUUCAUAUGAUGGCACUCCUCCUGAUAUGGACUAUUUGUGGAAAAAUCACAAAGCUAGUAUCCUUUGUAAACGAAGUAGAAAUCAAGUUUGUGUAAAAUAUACAUAUUACUUCAAUAACCAGGUGAACAAUGUGACGCACAUGUGCUCCAAGGUAAUAUCUUUGAAUUCUAAUUCCGCAUUGACAGAAGGAUGCUACAAACAAACUGUUGGCGGAUACGAGACAGAAGUAUGCAUUUGCACAUCGGGCCCAGGCAUUUAUAGACCCUGUAACGGAGCUUCUACAUAUAUAUUAUCUUUAAGCUUGUUGUUUUUCUAUACCUUGUAUCAUGUGUACCGAAAUAUAUAUUGAAAAAGUUAAGUAGGUG